Molecule: messenger RNA, 345 nt
Organism: Glossina fuscipes
Lineage: Eukaryota; Metazoa; Arthropoda; Insecta; Diptera; Glossinidae
Product: 60S ribosomal protein L23-like
Biological process (GO): translation
Cellular component (GO): ribosome
Molecular function (GO): structural constituent of ribosome
Source: RefSeq, a predicted model, not a curated record
AUGUCUGAAAGAGGACGUUGUGGAACCGCAGGAGGACGAUUUCGCAUAUCGUUUAGUUCUGUAGGCGCUGUGCUGAACGGUGCUGACAAUAUUGUUGCCAAAAAUCUAUAUGUAAUUGCUGUGCACGGAAUUCGUGGUCGCUUGAAUCGUUUACCAGCUGCUGGCGUCAAAAUGGGUAAACCUGAAUUGAGGAAAAAGCUGUAGUCAUACGGCAGAGAAAGCCAUUCCGAAGGAUGGGCGGCGUUUUGAGGAUAACACGGGGGUUCUAGCAAACAAUAAAGGCGAAUUGAAAAAUUCCGCUAUAACUGGACCCGUUGAUGUCCCUGCGCUCUCUGAAGUUUUUUC